GUGGGCUGGGGCUGGGAGGAGCUCUGGGUAUGCUAUCAGAUGAUCAGAUUGCCCACUAAGGGGGUGUCUGCCCUAGCAGAGCCCCGGGGGCAGCAGCUGGGCAGGAUGUUCCCCUGGCCAAGGAUGAAGAGGGGCCCCAAAGAGUGUCUUGCUUGUGUCUCACUGCUGUUCUUUGUUUCCGUGUGCCCCUGCGGUCAUGGUGAUGGCUCCCCGGCUUCUCCCGGCUUCUCCCGGACGGGCUGCACGACCCCACCGGCUGCUGCUGGCAACAUCAUGACAACAGAGAAGAGUUUAGUGGCUGAAGCUGAAAAUUCACAGCACCAACAACAGAAGGAAGAAGGUGAGGGAGCCACAAAUUCAGGCCAACAAGAAACUCAGCUGGAAGAGGCUUCUCAAGAGGCAGCUGAGGGAGAUAAUCAGUGUGAGCAGAAGCUGAAAACAUCUAAUGGAGAUACUCCUACACAUGAAGACUUAACCAGGAACAAGGAGCGGACAUCAGAAAAUAGGGGCCUGUCACGGCUGUUCUCCUCAUUUCUCAAAAGGCCAAAGUCGCAGGUUUCUGAGGAAGAAGGCAAAGACGUAGAGUCAGCUAAAGAGAAAUGUGAAGGAGGUCAGAAAGAGAUAGAAUUUGGAACCAGUCUUGAGGAAGAGAUCAUUUUAAAAGCCCCAAUUGCAGCUCCUGAACCUGAACUCAAAACAGACCCAUCCUUGGAUCUACAUUCAUUAAGCAGUGCAGAAACACAGCCUGCUCAGGAAGAACACAGAGAAGAUCCAGACUUUGAAACUAAGGAAGGGGGAGGCCUUGAAGACUGCUCUAAGAUAGAAGUAAAAGAAGAAAGUCCUGACUCCAAAGCAGAAAGAGAAUUAAAAGCUUCCCAGAAAUCAAUCAGAAGACACAGAAACAUGCAUUGCAAGGUUUCUUUGUUGGAUGACACCGUUUAUGAAUGUGUUGUGGAGAAACAUGCUAAGGGACAAGAUUUGCUUAAACGAGUGUGUGAGCACCUCAAUCUUUUGGAAGAGGACUACUUUGGUCUAGCCAUUUGGGAUAAUGCAGCCUCUAAGACAUGGCUGGAUUCUGCCAAAGAAAUAAAAAAGCAAGUUCGUGGUGUCCCCUGGAAUUUCACAUUUAAUGUAAAGUUUUAUCCACCUGACCCAGCACAGUUAACAGAAGAUAUAACAAGAUACUAUUUAUGCCUUCAGCUUCGACAGGACAUAGUUACAGGACGUCUGCCCUGUUCCUUUGCAACCUUAGCAUUAUUAGGUUCUUACACCAUCCAGUCCGAGCUGGGAGACUAUGACCCAGAACUUCAUGGUGCCGAUUAUGUUAGUGAUUUUAAACUGGCCCCAAAUCAGACCAAGGAACUUGAAGAGAAGGUCAUGGAACUGCAUAAGUCAUACAGGUCCAUGACUCCAGCUCAAGCUGACCUGGAAUUUCUUGAGAAUGCCAAAAAGUUGUCUAUGUAUGGUGUUGACCUUCAUAAAGCAAAGGACUUGGAAGGAGUGGAUAUCAUCCUAGGUGUCUGUUCUAGUGGCCUUCUGGUUUAUAAAGAUAAGCUGAGAAUUAACCGCUUUCCUUGGCCCAAAGUGCUGAAGAUUUCUUACAAACGUAGCAGCUUUUUCAUCAAGAUCCGUCCUGGAGAGCAAGAACAAUAUGAGAGUACCAUUGGAUUCAAACUUCCCAGUUACCGAGCAGCUAAGAAAUUAUGGAAAGUCUGUGUAGAGCAUCACACGUUUUUCAGACUGACAUCUACAGACACCCUUCCUAAAAGCAAAUUUCUUGCACUGGGAUCCAAAUUUAGAUACAGUGGCCGGACUCAGGCGCAGACCAGGCAAGCUAGUGCCCUGAUUGACAGGCCUGCCCCGCACUUCGAGCGUACAGCAAGCAAACGGGCAUCCCGGAGCCUUGAUGGAGCAGCAGCUGUUGAUUCAGACCGAAGUCCCCGGCCCACCUCUGCACCAGCCAUUGCUCAGAGUCAGGACACAGAGGUUUCUAAAGCACAGAAGGAAACAGUGAAGGUUGAAGAGCAAAAGGAAGAAGUGCCGCCUGAGCAAGCUGAGCCAGAGCCCACAGAGGCGUGGAAGGUGGAAAAAACCCACAUCGAGGUCACAGUACCCACCUCAAAUGGUGACCAAACACAGCUUGCAGAAAAAACUGAAGAUCUGAUAAGAAUGAGGAAGAAAAAGAGAGAGAGACUAGAUGGUGAAAACAUUUAUAUCAGACAUAGCAAUUUAAUGUUGGAGGAUUUAGACAAAAGUCAAGAAGAGAUAAAAAAACAUCAUGCCAGCAUCAGUGAGCUGAAAAAGAACUUCAUGGAAUCUGUACCAGAACCACGGCCUAGUGAAUGGGAUAAACGCUUAUCUACUCACUCCCCAUUCCGAACACUUAACAUCAAUGGGCAGCUUCCCACAGGAGAAGGAGUGAAGAAAACCUCUGUCCUUCCCUCGGAAAGAAAGGUUGGUGGGCCAGAGAAUAUAAAUGGCAUUCGAACAGAGGAGGUGGCUGCCGUGACAAAGGGGCCAUCUACCAACCCUGACUCUGAAUGGGAUGGUCCCAAGCACUCAGUAAUUCCUAGUAAGAGCCAAAUGACCACCCCGUCGGAGUCUCCACAAAGCUUUGAGUUUGGCUCCCUUUCCAUAAGCAGCAAGGAGACAGAAGAGAAGGAGCAGGGGGCAGCUGGCUAUCUUGAUGUUAAGGAAAUGCCAAGAGGCUUCAGUGGGGAAUGUAUAGGAGUGGAGGAACAGGCCAGUGCCUUAAAGUUCUCAGUAUCACCAGCUUCCUCUCAGCUGCAACUUGGUGAAAAAAAGGCAGAGAGUAGUGAAGAACAUGUUACACCAGGAGAGCCACUUGGAAAGCAAAAUGGAUCAUUUCAUGACUCUCGUGUGGGUAACCAGUUCCCCACCCUCAUUCGAAGUUUCCAGCCUCCGCUGGUGAAGACUCAGACCGUCACCAUCUCAGAUACUGCCAAUGCUGUGAAAAGUGAAAUCCCAACCAAAGAUGUCCCUAUUGUUCACACUGAGACCAAGACCAUCACUUAUGAGGCUGCCCAGACCGACGACAGCAAUGGGGACUUGGACCCAGGAGUCUUGCUGACAGCUCAGACCAUCACAUCUGAGACCACAAGCAGCACAACCACAACUCAGAUUACCAAGACUGUAAAAGGUGGGAUUUCAGAGACCCGGAUUGAGAAGAGAAUUGUGAUCACAGGAGAUGCCGAUAUUGACCAUGAUCAGGUCCUUGUACAGGCCAUCAAGGAGGCAAAGGAGCAGCACCCAGACAUGUCAGUGACCAAGGUGGUCGUCCAUCAGGAGACUGAAAUCUCUGAGGAAUGACCUCAGGAACUAUCCUACCCCAACUCCCUGCCUGUCUCCCACCCAAGAGAAAACCAGCAAAAUGAUAAAGAAGCUUACCUGCAAUAGUCAAGACAUCAGGCUUUCACAAUUACUCUAAACCACCAGAAAAUUAAUUUCGUUUUCUAUUUGGAGUUUAUACUGAGAGAGUCUUCUAGACAUUGCUGAUUCUUUUAAUACCUUUUUCUAUAUUGUGAUACCAGAAAUUGUUCAACUUUUCACUCUAUGGACUGUUUUUAAAGAGCUUUUUGUUUUUUUAUGCGGUGGUUUGUAACCCCUUCAACCUAGCCUCUCCCCAUUUAUUUCCAACCCAGAUACUGACAGGUCUACAGAAUUCUUGAGGAAAUCCUCCAGAGACUCUGUCAGCUGUGUUGGGGGCCAAAGCCAGCUUAAUGGGGCGUCCCUGCUCCUCCCCUAGUUUUAUACCCUUUCGACGUCAGCAGAAACUUCAUGAACCAGCCCUUUCUCAGAGCCAACGAUGUGACUUUACCAUGUGAGGCAGGGCACCUGUCCUGAUCCGCAGACCCCAGGGAGACAUCCCUGCCCUUCUGUUGAGGGUGGUUUUGGUGAGGCAGAGAUCUCUGCUAAGAAUGUAGUAUUGUUUUUCCUUCUUUCCUCCUGUUCGUUCUUUUUGGAGCUUCUUUAGAUCAAAGACGUGAGAAGUUGUUUCAGAUAUAUCUGAUACUGUGAAUGUUUGAACUGAACAAAUCUGUGGCCUUCACCUUCCUGCCCUCCUUCCCCUUUUACCUCAUCAGAAGCAGUGGCUCUGCUAAGUUCUCCCCCCACUUCCCAUCUCAGGAGACCAAAACUCACACAAAAAUAGGCACUUUUGGCUAAAAGCUCUAAUGGCACAUUUUUUGUAGUGAUUUGGGCAAGGAAAGUUGAUGAAGUUAAAAAAAAAAAAGAGGUUUUCUAGUUCUGGGAAUGUGCACUUCACACAGGGGAAUGGCUGAGUUUACCUCAGUCAGAUCCCGCUAAAAAGUAUUUCCAGGUGACCGACCCUGGGCCUUUUUCUUUAAUCGUGGGAUGACCAGAAAUGUGACUCGGAGAGGAGGCUGUGUUCCUUGACCUUUCUUCUCCUGACCAGUACCUGCCUGCAGACACCCUUCUGGAGCAAGAGAAUUGACUUUUAGGGGCCAUCCUUCCCACAAAACCCCACGUGACAGGGAGCACAAACACCAGCUCUGCUCAUUCCCACUCACCAUCUGAGGUCUGUCGGGUGUUGUAGGCUUGAUUUUUGUGGUGGUUGUGGGUUUAUUUUACUUCUAAUUUUUUUUUUUUUUUUGCUUGGUUUUGAAAAUGGGACUGACUGAUGAGCCCAAUUCCACCAUUCUUGGUAGAUCUGGGGGCAUUUUUAUUCAGUAGUGCUUCUCUAAUCUUCCAGCUGGCUUCCCACAAACACAUCUGCCUGGAAGUUCUUAGAAUCGUAUGGUGGGACAGAGGUGGACUUCAUGAGAAUAGACGGCAGGUCACAUUCAGCAGUCUCUGGGGGCUCAAGAGCCGUGAGCGAGAGAGAAAACUCUAAAACCUCUGCUCCCCACAGUGGGAGCCAGCCACAUGUGUCCAAAGACUGGCUGAGUCUUGUUUUAGACAAACUCAGUUGGUUUGAACUGAUUUCAGAUGUGUGCAUUUUGUGCAUUUUUCGUUUAGUACUUCUGUGAGCCUGCUACUAACCAUGAGGCAGCUCUCUCUGGAGAGGGACAGGAAGAGCUCAGGUGGGGCGCGAGACAGGCCUGGGGGAAAGGAUCAUCCUGUCUCAGGAGCAGACUUCUGGCCUGUGGGCAUAGGGUCGGAAAUGGUGGGGCUUGCUUGUUGGUGCCUAAGCCUGGGCCGUGCUGCCAGGAGUGGUAAUGAGGUUGGGAAUCCAGCUCACAUCAAACAGCGUGUGACAGGAGCUUGCUUUCCAGUGGUUGUCCUGCUCAAAGAGCUACCAGCUCCCAAAGCGGACAGCUGUGGAAUGAAGAGGGUGGGGGUGAGGAAGCGGGCCCAGCGUGAGCGUCACAAACCGGGCCCCCUGAGUUCUUGCUGUCCACACCGCUGACGGGGGCCUGCACGCCCCCUCGACUCUGUCACCAGCUCACUGUGCUUGUCUCUGCUUCCUUCACUCUAAGUUGGGCCAGAAGAUCUCAAAUGCCCUUCCAGCGCUGAGAAGCCACAGAUUUGGACAAGCUAGGAAGAGGGUGUCCUUCCAAGACUCUUCCCCUGUCCUCCCGCUCUGGGAACAGAUGUGGGGGUUUGACAACUGUUUGGAUUUUUUUUUCUUCCUGCAGUUGUGUGUGCAUUUGUGUGUGUGUGUGUGUGUGUGUGUGUGUGUGAAGAAAAACAGAUUCUGUCCAGGUGGAAAUGGUGAAGAGGGGAGGAGAGAGCUUCAUUUCCAGGGUCAGAGACUUGGCAGCCGUUUUCCUGAAGUGACUCAGACACACCACAGUGACAACUCUCACUGCAAUUUUAUUUUUAUUUCACUUGAGAAGACUUCCUCCAAGCCACACGAGGUCUCUGCCACCCACCCACCCGCCCGCCCACCCGCCAAGCAGGACCUAAAAAGCCAAGGGCCCACAGAACCUGGGUGCAGGGACCUCUCGGAGCCUCCGCGCCUGCCUGCCCAGGCCCACCCAUCGCAUGUUCUGCAGGCAGCUGAGGGGGAGGGGCCCCAGCCGCCCUGGGAAGUAGAACCAGAGCUAAGGCCUGACUGACACCAAGGAAUGCUCCUGGGAAAGAUCUGCCCAGGAUCUCAGCCCCAGGCUGGUGGUUUUUACAAAUCUUUCUGAAAUGUAUUAUUUUGGUGACAAAAAUGAAGGAGCUUUGUAAAUUUUUUUAAAAUUAUGAAUCAUGUCAAGUAGUUGUUUACAUUUCUUGACAAAAUAGAACUAUGGCAGCAGAAUCAAAUUGGCAAGAUCCUUAGAUUAAAAAGGCAAUAAUUAGGUCUGCUGUUUUGGCCUUUUGUAGUAAGAGAAGUGGUGUAGUGUUUAGAUACGUGUUUGGUCUUGCUUCUUGUAUUGCAUUUUUCAAUAAACUAAAAAAAACAAAAACAAAAA
Molecule: messenger RNA, 6383 nt
Organism: Zalophus californianus (California sea lion)
Lineage: Eukaryota; Metazoa; Chordata; Mammalia; Carnivora; Otariidae
Gene: EPB41
Product: erythrocyte membrane protein band 4.1
Exons: 23
Coding region: 40-3330 (1096 amino acids)
Biological process (GO): cortical actin cytoskeleton organization
Cellular component (GO): plasma membrane; cytoskeleton
Molecular function (GO): actin binding; structural molecule activity
Source: RefSeq, a predicted model, not a curated record